Molecule: messenger RNA, 695 nt
Organism: Mugil cephalus (flathead mullet)
Lineage: Eukaryota; Metazoa; Chordata; Actinopteri; Mugiliformes; Mugilidae
Gene: ndufb5
Product: NADH:ubiquinone oxidoreductase subunit B5
Exons: 6
Coding region: 50-607 (185 amino acids)
Source: RefSeq, a predicted model, not a curated record
GUUAGACCAAUCACAGUUGGUCUUGUUGGGCUGUCGUCCCGCAGUAGCGAUGGUGGGAAUGAGUGUUCUCAGGUCUGUUGCUGCCUUUGCAGCCAGACUGAGUCCUCUUAAGUCUGGAAAUACUGCGGCAAAUUUACUCACUCGGACAAUCCCGCGUACAGAUAAAGUGGCUGUCCGUUGGGGUCAUGGAAAGAGACUGUUUGUCAUCAAACCUACUGAGUUCUACGACAAAAGAUUUCAGAGCUUGCUGAAAUAUUACAUCCUGCUGACUGGUAUUCCUGUGGCGAUCUUGGUCACAAGUGUGAACCUCUUCAUUGGUGAGGCUGAGCUCGUUGAAAUUCCUGAGGGCUAUGAGCCUGAGCACUGGGAGUACUACAAGCACCCUAUCACCAGGUGGAUUGCAAGGAAUCUCUAUGAUUCCCCAGUGAAGGAUUAUGAGAAGAUGAUGGCUGCAAUCCAGAUUGAAAAGGAAAAGGGAGACUUGAGGCUGACAGAGCUGGAGGUGCGUCGACAGAUGAGGCUGAAGGGAGACGGCCCCUGGUACCAGGUGCCAACCCUUAACAAGGAGCUAAUUGACAAUAGCCCUAAGGCAACACCUGACGACUAAGAUGUGUCUGUCAUCAGUACAUCGUGCCGAUCGAUCUCGCUGUUUGUACAUUUUUUCCCUUCACGCGUAAAUAAAAUAUCUAUAUGUA